CGAAAGAAUUUUGAACUUAAAGCGCCUUUUGUUUUAGAUCAGUUAGCCUACUACUUCCAUCAUCUCUCACCGUAUUUUGCGUAUUUUAUAUGCAACAUGGACUUGCAUUUGAAAAAUCAUCUAUAUUUAAAUAGCCUUAACUACAAAAGGUCACUGGAUCGAAUCAUAGACAAGUAUUCAAAGCUUCAGUACCAAGACGGGGGGAUAGAGGUGGACCUCAAUGAUACAAAUUCCCAGACAAUUGAACGCUACAUGAAGCUGUCAAAAACGGAGCUGAACAGUCUGGAAUCGAAGAGCCUGACAGAUCUGAGAGACGAGUCACUGAGAGCCCAGGACAUUACAAGAGACUCUCAGCUGGACUUCACACAUCAAGAUGGUGGAGCUGCUGAGACUUGUGUUUCUAGUGUUUCUUCUACCCAAUUUUCUGUGGAGGAUGAUGGGAUGGAUAGGAGUGAUACGACUCAGCGGACCGCGAGCUCGUUGAAUGAGAGUCACAGAAACCUUUCUGAGACAGAGCUGCAGCCGGAGGAUCAAGAUGAGGAACUGGAGAUGUCUCUGAGAAGUCAUGGCAGUUCUUUGGCCGAGCUCUAUCCCAGCAUGAUCAGUCGAAUAGAGAGAGUCUGGCAUCGGCAGCAUGUCUCUGAGGCUGCCGUGUCUGUGCUGAGGAGGUACCGCAGAUGGAGACAGCAGCCAAACAGAAGCUAUCUCAACAACACUUUCACUGUAACACUGAGACACAACAACCCAAAAAAGAUGAUCAACAAGAUGUUGCUCAAGGAGAGUUCAUCAAACAGCCCUGUGAAAAUCCAGGUCAGGGGAACCGAUGCUACUCCUCGAUCUCCCUUGCAGACGGUUGCCAAUCUACAGGGUUGGCAAGCACAGUCUCCUGUUAGGGUGAAAGGCUCAAUGAGAAGAGAGCACAACCAGCCUAUCCUCGUCAUGGACCUCUCUGGUUCCUCGGAAAUCUCUAAACUAAGAGAGAUCUCCCUGAACGAGACCUUCAAUGUGUCCCAGCUGGGAGAUAAGCCCUCCACUUCUGCUGUCAGUCCCUCACGACCUUUGUAUCCCACUGUGAAAGCAUCCUUGGACCUGUCCCUCUGGUCUAAGAGGCCGUCUCUCACUGCAGACUCACCACAGACUGAUGGGUGCUCCAUGUAUGCAUCACACACCACCGCUAUUACAGAGAGGCCAGACAUCUACAGUUCCCCACUCAGACAGAGUCCCUUAAAAGCAAGGAUGAUGACCAGCCUCAGUAGAUCACCUCAUACCUUUUCCCGAAGCCCCAGAGCACAUUCUGUGGAAAGCUUUUCCAGAGAGCCUAAGAGAUCCAGAUCAAUGUCCACGUCCCUCUCCUCCCCUCCACAAAAGCCAUCUGUGGCACAGAGGAUGCUUUACCCUCAAGACUCCCAUCAUUCAUCCCAGUCACAGCUGCGUUCACCUCAGUCAGCCACAGCAGCAGGUCGUCACAGGCUCCGGCGGCACCUUUCCUUCGACUCCUCCGUGCCAUCUACUCGCAUCUUUUACUCCCCAAAGGAGCUUGAUGAGGGUUUUAUAAAACUUUACCACAAAUUUGUCUGCCAGAGCAAAUCGUCUUUCUUUAAUAGGCUUCCGUGCCGUUUCUGUGCUAGAAGCUCAGAGGCCAGCAGAAGCCACUCCUCCUCAGCUCUGGCUGCCCUCGCCUUGUCACCACACCGCUCCGUCUUGAGGAAACGCCUCAGGGAGAUAAGCUGGGGCAGCCACCGCCAGUCCAAACGCUCCAGGGAUGAGUACUGCACAUCCUCGCCAGGAUCCAAGCGCCAUAGUAACGAAAUGCUGAGGCGCCGUCUCUCUCCAUCUGAAUAUGAGCAGUCCCAUUGUGGCAUCUCCUUCAGCCCAAGUAAAAACAGCAUGUUUCAAAGAUUCAGCACCCAGCAGCGCUCAGGAGACACGCAAACUUGGAUGAGUCCGGUUCGCAACACAUCUGCAUCUGAGCUUUCUGGCCUGGGAGGUUCAUUUGAGAGCAAAAUGGCCAGUGGAUAUUCCCCAAGAAAAUGGUGGUGAGCAGGGACUAACAUCAGCUCACCCGCAGAAGGAAAACUAUUCAGUUGUGUAACAACUGCGAUUGUAAAAGGAUUCUGUAGCAGCGUGACGCUUCACAUUCACAAUAACUAACAGGUGACAGUGGGAGCAAAUAAAAGUUAUUUCUUCUAGUUGCCGCAGUGUGAGUUCAGUAAGUUGUCUUACUAAACUGCUGAGAUGUUUUAAUGUCCAAAUUGUUUGUGUUUUUUUAAAAUCCUAAUUAGUGUCCCUGUUUGGAUGUUGUAUUUUGUAUAAACACCAUUAGAAAGAUCUGUUAAAGUGAUUGUGCUUUCACUGUUGAGUGUCCUCCAACCAUAUGUUUUACUGUUUGUGCUCUGAUGCAUGGUCACCCAAGUUAGCAGUUUUGUGUUUUUCUUGUAAAAUUCUGUUCAUUAUUAAAGUAAAUUGUGUCAAAGUGAAAAUGAA
Molecule: messenger RNA, 2484 nt
Organism: Scatophagus argus
Lineage: Eukaryota; Metazoa; Chordata; Actinopteri; Scatophagidae
Gene: hjurp
Exons: 9
Coding region: 97-2040 (647 amino acids)
Source: RefSeq, a predicted model, not a curated record